Penicillium arizonense is the source of this 633-nucleotide messenger RNA. Its product is annotated as phytanoyl-CoA dioxygenase family protein. The transcript has 4 exons. NCBI's taxonomy places the organism in Eukaryota, Fungi, Ascomycota, Eurotiomycetes, Eurotiales, Aspergillaceae. Bases 1 to 633 code for a protein of 210 amino acids. The record is from RefSeq and is a predicted model, not a curated record.
AUGGGCACAGGAGGUUCACGAUCUUCCUUGCACCCCGAUACACCGUGGAUGCCCUAUGAAGAGGUUAAUUCUGAUGGAUUCGACGGUCUCCUACGGGGUCAGCGUGUUAUGAGUGUCCUGCAACAGCUCGCCGGGGAAGAAAUGCUCCUCUUCAAAGAGAAAAUCAAUUACAAGCUGGCCGGAAGUGGCGGAUUUGACCCUCAUAUCGAUGCCAAUGCUUACACCCACGUCAAGGACAUCAAUCAUUUGACAAUCCUGACUGCCGUCGACGGAAUGAACUCAGCCAAUGGAGGUCUGGAGGUAGUUGAUGGAAGUCAUCGUAUGGACAUCCCUCUCGGUAGUGACCGGUGCAUCGAACCCACCUGGGUGAAAAUGAACACCUGGACACCGGCCGAGCUUGAGUCUGGCGAUAUUUUGAUCUUUGGCUCAUACCUGGCGCAUAGAAGCGGUGCGAAUACUAGCCCCAAGAACCGCCGAGCGAUUUACGCAACGUACAACUGCGCCACCGAGGGAAGUCUGCAUGAUCAGUACUAUUUAGACCGUCAGAAGCUUUGGCCGGCAACUCACAUGCGAAAAGAGGGAGAUCCUACGAAGAAGGCCGGGUUCGCUAUGCUUUCGGUUCUCUCAUGUUGA